AUGACGACGUGGCUGCUCCUCGCAGCACAGAGCAUCUUCACCGCUGCCGCGGCCGAGCCCACUGCUAUCAACCAGGCCCUCGACGUCACCUACCACGGCCUCGAGCGCAAUGGCAUCGAGCUGUUCCUCAACAUCCCCUACGGCCUCGACACGGGCGGUGAGCACCGCUUCAAACCGCCUCGCCCAGCAGUACCCCUGCCGGGCAGCACCGUCGAGGCCACCAACUACGGGCCCUCGUGCCCGCAAUCCCUGGGCACGUCGUCGCCCCCGCUCGCGCAGGGCAACAUUACACAGGUCUCCGAGGACUGCCUGAACCUCAACGUCGCCCGGCCCAAGGGCACCACGGCCAAGGACAAGCUGCCGGUGCUCGUGUGGAUCCACGGCGGCAGCUUCUGGGCCGGGUCCAACGCGGAGCCCACGACGCGGCCCGACGGGCUGAUUCUCGAGUCCGUGGCUAAUGGCAUCCCCGUGAUGCACGUCGCCAUGAAUUACCGGCUUGGCUUCUUUGGCUUUGCCCAGUCGGACGCGCUACAGCAGGAGGGCUCGGAGAACGCCGGGCUGCGCGACCAGCGGCUGGCGAUCGAGUGGGUGCGCGACAACAUCGGGCACUUUGGCGGCGACGGGAGGAGGAUCACCAUCUUCGGGCAGUCGUCGGGCGGGCUGGCCGUGGGGAUGCAGAUCAUGGCGUACGGCGGGACGCAGCCGGUGCCGUUCCAGCAGGGCAUCUGCGAGUCGCAGGCGCUCGAGCCGGGCAUCACGGCAAACUUUACCAUUGACGCGAUGCAGCUGCUCGUCGACGCCGUGGCCUGCAACACUUCGGCGCUGCACUCCCCCGAGACGGUGGCCUGCCUGCGGUCCCUCGACACCGAGACGCUCCGCCUGGCCGCCAUCGACACGUACAUUGCCGACAUUGCCCACAACAUUGGCGACAUCUGGCUCCCCGUGGUCGACGGCGACUUUCUGCCCGCCGCGCCCUCUGUGCUCGCGAAAGAGCACCGCUUCGCCACCGACGUGACGACCAUGAUCGGCUGGGCGGACAGCGACGUCGCGUUCUACACGGACAGCAGCAUCGCCACCCCGCAAGACACGCACAAGUUCAUCGCCGACUACAUCCCCUACGUCACGCCCGCCAACAUCGACACCCUGCUGGGCCUGUACCCCGUGGGCGAGUUCGCCGCCGACGCCGCGCGCAGCCAGGGCACCCUGUCGGCCGAGUUCUUCCGCUCCGCGCGCAUCUUCCGCGACAUCAUCAUGGCCUGCCAGCCCGUCUGGUUCGGCGGCAAGGUCGCGGCCGCCGCGGACCCGGGGACCAAGGUCUACCUGUACGACUGGAACCAGACGGUCCUCGAGCCCGCGCUCGACUUCCUCAGCAACAAGACGGGCUGGGGCCCCGUGCACACCUCCGAGUUCGCCUACAUCUUUGGCAACGUGAGCGUGUACGACGUGCCCGGCUUCCCCUUCACCGCGACCCCGGCCGACUACGCCCUACAGAGCCGCGGGUCGCGCAGCUGGUCGACGUUUGCCGCGACGGGGAAGCCCGGUGGGCUUUGUGGCAAGGACACGUUCCAAGGAUUUGACCAGGCGUUUCCCCAGGGCGAGGAUGGAGAGACGUAUGUCUUUGUGGUUGGGGGUGCGGACGAAGGGCUGUCGGCGUUUGACGGACCGAGAGCGAGUGAGGCCAUUGCGGCGCAGCGGCUCACGGAACGGUGCGCUUUUAUCAACUCGGACGAGAUGAUUGAGCAGCUGCGGUACUGA
Molecule: messenger RNA, 1755 nt
Organism: Microdochium trichocladiopsis
Lineage: Eukaryota; Fungi; Ascomycota; Sordariomycetes; Xylariales; Microdochiaceae
Product: Alpha/Beta hydrolase protein
Exons: 2
Coding region: 1-1755 (584 amino acids)
Source: RefSeq, a predicted model, not a curated record